Molecule: messenger RNA, 1752 nt
Organism: Podospora anserina S mat+
Lineage: Eukaryota; Fungi; Ascomycota; Sordariomycetes; Sordariales; Podosporaceae
Exons: 1
Coding region: 1-1752 (583 amino acids)
Biological process (GO): transmembrane transport; intracellular iron ion homeostasis
Cellular component (GO): vacuolar membrane; endosome
Molecular function (GO): siderophore-iron transmembrane transporter activity
Source: RefSeq, a predicted model, not a curated record
AUGGCUACCAAAGGCAGUGAUGAUGAUCCCACGACGGACAGGGCGGAAUCUUCGCCGACAACAAAAGAAGCUCCACCGUUGCCGGCAGCAGCUCUGUCUGAUGAAAAGUCUCCUGGUGUCCGCCGUGCCGAGGCGCUGGCUUCGGUUCUCACCAAGGCCGACUACGUCUUCAUCUUCUUUGGCGUCUUCAUAAUUGCCUUCGCCUAUGGUCUCGACGGCAUGCUCCGCUACGCUUACCAGCCUAAUGCCACGGCUUCUUUCUCCAAGCACUCGCUGUUGGCAACUGUCAACGUUUUACGCUCCGUCAUCGCCGCCGCAGCACAACCCACCUCAGCCAGGAUCGCCGACAUCUUUGGCCGUGUCGAGCUUGUGUGUUUGUCAGUCUUUUUCUACACUCUCGGCACCGUCUUGGAGGCAACUUCACAAAAUGUCGAAACAUUUGCCACCGGGGCGCUCAUCUACCAGAUUGGAUACACCAUGAUCAUCUUACUGCUCGAGGUUAUCAUUGCCGACAUCACCACCACCCGAGCUCGCCUGCUGUUCAGUUACAUCCCCAACGCCUCGUUCCUCGUAUUGACUUGGGUCAGCGGAAACAUUUCUUCGGCCGUGCUUGCUGUCACAACUUGGCGAUGGGCCAUCGGCAUGUGGUGUAUCAUCUAUCCGGUGUGCGCCAUGCCUCUGAUCAUCAGUCUCCUGGUAACUGGCCGUCGAGCCCGCAGGUCACAUGUGAUGGAUGGAUACGUCGACCCGAUCAGAGCUCUCCCCUGGGGCAAAUUUUUUGCGUACUUGUUCUGGCGCCUCGAUGUCAUCGGAAUCAUUCUCAUGAUUGCUGUCUUCGCUUUGCUCUUGGUACCCGUCACGCUGGCAGGUGGCUUCAAGACAUCCUGGACCAGCGCUCAUGUCCUUGGCCCGUUGAUAGCUGGCUUCACCGCGAUACCGCUCUUCAUUGGGUGGCAGCUCUACACCCCCCAACCGCUUGUGCCAUUCAGACUCAUGAAGAAUCGAGCUGUGUGGGCCGCCCUCGGAAUCGCCUUGAUGCUGAAUUGGGCGUGGUAUAUGCAAGGCGACUACUUGUAUUCGGUUCUGGUCGUUGCUUUCGAUUUCGACGUCAUGACGGCCACUCGGGUGUCUUCCUUCUACACAUUUUUCAGUGUUCUUACCGGCACCGUUCUCGGAUUUGUCGUAUACAAGGUCCGCCGGCUGAAAGUCUUUAUCGUCGUUGGAACAUGCCUCUUCAUGGUUGCUUUCGGUCUCCUCAUCAAGUAUCGAGGUGAUACCGACAUGUCCAGCCGAGCUGGUGUUGUUGGCGCCCAGGUUGUUUUGGGUAUCGCCGGCGGCAUGUUUCCCUACCCGGCGCAGGCCUCUCUUCAAGUGGCGCUGAAGCACGAGAAUCUCGCUGUCAUGACGGGCCUCUACCUCGCCACUUACAACCUCGGAUCUGCAUUUGGCGGUGCUGUCUCGGGCGGGAUAUGGACUCAGGUCUUGCCAAACCAGCUUGCCUGGCGGAUGGAGGGAUUCAACAAUGAGACCUUGGCAACAUCUGCUUACGGGAAUCCAUUUGCCUUUGCGAAGCAGUACCCUGUGGGCACGCCCGAGCGGCAGGCGUUGAUCGACUCUUACAAGUACGCCCAGAGGCUGUUGACGAUUACGGGGAUUUGUUUGUGUGUGCCGCUGAUUGCUUUUGCGUCGACGUUGCGGAAUCCAAAGUUGAAUGAUGAGCAGACUUUGAAGGAGGACGAGCCGGCUGCAUAG